UGCGCACGUAAUGCUAGAUCGUGGAAGUAAAACAACACGAAGUAUACUACACUUACAGUGUACUGUAAUUCCACUCAAUUUAUGCGAAAUGCUGUAAUGUUAAGUGUUCCUCAUUAACCCAAAUAUUCAUCAAGUUUAGGAAGUUAUCUCAAUAAUAAAAGUCGUAAACACUACUAAACAGCAUGGCAGAAGAAGUUGCAGAAACUACGGGGAUUGACCCAAGCGACAGUCCCAGAUCUCCCGGGGAGAAAGAGCCACAGGACGGCGUGGACUACGCGGAGGGCGAUGAGGGCGAGGAGGCCGCCGGCGGGGCGGACGACUGGCAGGAUAUACCAGAGGGAUCCAAAUUUGAGUUUCUUGACCACACCGCAGAUGUACAGUUGCAUUCAUGGGGCGACACGUUAAAAGAGUCGUUUGAGUAUGUUGCAUUGGCAAUGUUCGCUUACAUGACAGAAAUCAGCAAAGUAGACAAAUUGACAACAGUUACAAUAGAAGCAGAAGGAGAUGACAUGCUUUCGUUACUCUAUCAUUUCUUGGAUGAGUUCCUGUUUGUAUUUUCAGCUGACCCAUUUUUUAUUCCUAGAGAAGUAACAAUUGAUGAACUAGAUUUAGAGAACUUUAAGAUAAAAGCCACAGGGCACGGAGAAACAUUUGAUUUGACGAAGCAUCCUCAGGGCACAGAAGUGAAAGCAAUCACCUACUCCAAUAUGCAAGUCCAUUCAGAGAAAGACACUCACGACAUCUACGUAAUCAUUGAUAUCUGAAGAGAGUAACGACAUUAGUAAUAAUAAUAAUAGUUGCUUCUUAUACAGCGCGCAUGUCCAUCACUCAGUGACGCUCCUGGCGCUGUAGUUGCUUCUUUUACAGCACCAAUAUCCGUCACUCAGUGACGCUCCUGGCGCUGUAGUUGCUUCUUUUACAGCACGCAUAUCCGUCACUCAGUGACGCUCCUGGCGCUGUAGUUGCUUCUUUUACAGCACCAAUAUCCAUCACUCAGUGACGCUCAUGGCGCUGUAGUUGCUUCUUUUACAGCACGCAUAUCCGUCACUCAGUGACACUCCUGGCGCUGUAGUUGCUUCUUUUACAGCACGCAUAUCCGUCACUCAGUGACGCUCCUGGCGCUGUAGUUGCUUCUUUUACAGCACGCAUAUCCGUCACUCAGUGA
Molecule: messenger RNA, 1165 nt
Organism: Asterias rubens (European starfish)
Lineage: Eukaryota; Metazoa; Echinodermata; Asteroidea; Forcipulatida; Asteriidae
Product: protein archease-like
Exons: 8
Coding region: 183-764 (193 amino acids)
Biological process (GO): tRNA splicing, via endonucleolytic cleavage and ligation
Cellular component (GO): tRNA-splicing ligase complex
Source: RefSeq, a predicted model, not a curated record